This is a messenger RNA of Blastocystis hominis, 1119 nucleotides long. RefSeq lists its product as hypothetical. Lineage: Eukaryota; Bigyra; Opalinata; Blastocystidae. The record is from RefSeq and is a predicted model, not a curated record. Bases 1 to 1119 code for a protein of 372 amino acids. The transcript has 2 exons.
AUGGAGUUACUAUGCUCUCUGACUAGUAGUGUGUGCCGUAGAGCAUUCUAUGGAAUAGCGGGGUACACAGGAAGAAGAAUUGCUCCUGCAUUGUCACGACUGGGUACUAGUUCCAUAUGUGCUCGAACCAUUGGAACAAGCUCUCCAAACAACGAUGUGGAAUCUUCCUCUCUUAAACUAUCCGCAGCUAUCCGUACUGGGUCAUUCCAAGAAGUGUAUGCUCUAUUGCCCCAUAUUCCUGGAAACUUGAUCGACAAUAACAUAAUGAGCAUUCUGAACUGCUGCUAUCAAUCUUCGGAUUUGCUAACUCUUCUCGAGUAUUUAGAGCAGUCCAAAUUCUAUCUCUCAAGUUACACUUACGAAUGUGCGAUUGUGACAGCAGGAAGAAUAGGAGAUAUUAAGUCGAUUUCACUGCUCUAUUCAAAAGCUGCAAAAAAGUAUGGACGAACUUGCUUACUGCGAGACGCGUUACUGCAUGCCUACCGAGUUUGCGAUGCCCACCAACGGCUAAUAAGCAUGACGUAUCAGCUCUUCACUGAUCAUGUGAACAUUUCGUCUUCCCAGUACGAGGAUAUUCUGCGAACCCUCGUGAAGCACCAAGAAUACGAUUCCUUAUGCGAACACAUCAUUCAGAAGAUGAAGGAAGAAUCCAAGAUGCUUUCUUUGCCUGUAUUAAACAUUUUGCUGAAUAUGUUGGAUGUUCGAUCGCCUCGCUUGACGAUCUUGUUCAUUGAGCAAACCCACUUCUUGAAUUCGAAUCCUCCGUUGCUAAAUAUCAUUCUGUCGAGAGAGAUGACGAAAUUUUCCGAAGGGAAAUCGUACGAUGGAAUGAUUCAGGUGUAUAAGGAGAUGUCAAAACGAAAACUACCGGUGACGAGUUCGGAAUUGUCCCGGUUGAAGCGAGUGGUCGGUGAACUGAUGAAUUCGAAUUAUCAUUUUGAUAUAGCGGAUGAUGAUGACACUUUCACGCAUAUUUGGAGUCGGUGUUGGUUGGAGCAGAAUAUAAAGUCAGAGGAUGAUAUUGGCUCUUUUGUGGAGUUAAUUAAGCACUCUACGAAAAGUCAAGGAGUGGAGCUGUUUGAGCUUUUGAAAAUCGUAUCAAUGGAUUGGAAUGGGUGA